Messenger RNA from Mobula hypostoma (lesser devil ray), 8026 nucleotides. It is a transcript of the gene slc39a14, whose product is annotated as solute carrier family 39 member 14. Gene Ontology annotation, biological process: zinc ion import across plasma membrane; intracellular monoatomic cation homeostasis. The transcript is spliced from 11 exons. The coding region runs from base 1123 to 2574 and encodes 483 amino acids. Gene Ontology annotation, cellular component: plasma membrane. Lineage: Eukaryota; Metazoa; Chordata; Chondrichthyes; Myliobatiformes; Myliobatidae. The record is from RefSeq and is a predicted model, not a curated record. Gene Ontology annotation, molecular function: monoatomic cation:bicarbonate symporter activity; zinc ion transmembrane transporter activity.
UGUCCCUCCCUCCUUCCCUUUCUCCCCUGGCCCACUCUCCUCUCCCAUCAGAUUCCUUCUUCAGCCCUCACCACUCACCUGCAUUCCUCUUCACCUGUCACCUUCCAAUUUGUACUCCUUCCCCUCCCCCAACAACUUCUUUCCCCUUCCUUUCCAAUCCUGAUGAAGGGUUUCGGCCGAAACGCCGACUGAUUAUCCCCCUCCAUAGAUGCUGCUUGACCGAGUUCCUCCAGCGUUACUCCCAAUAUAAAGAAAGACAUGCAAUUGUAUUUUGUAUUUCUGCUAUGUAAGCAUAUUUCUGAAAUUAAAAGGUCGCCCCUUUCACCCUUUGUAUUCUCCUCCACCCCUCGCCAUAUCUGUGAGGCUCCAAUUGGAGUUUGCCAGUCACCUCCAUCCCACCACUAUCAGCGAAGGCCUUCUCCUCCUGUACCUCCCUCCCCCUUUAAACCUCGCCUUAAAACCAGUGCUCUUGAACUAACUGACUAUUCAACCUUGUCUCUUCUGCCUGCUCGUAGAUCGUUACUAUUUUCUAGGCGCUAGGUAAAUGCACAUGGCUAAAUUCACGACUCGGACGUGAAUGCAUUGGCAGCAUCGCGGGAAAGCAGGAAGGAUUGUAGUGAUGGAAUUGCGGCUGGCCGUUCUGCCCUUGGGUGUAAUACUGAUCUUGGGGCGCCUGCUGAUCCGCUUGGGAGUCUGCUUUUCCGGGCUGUGGUAGUCGGAAAUGUGUCUCCAGAGCUGGGCGUGGACUGUCCCUUUAAGAGGCGGGGCCUGGAGCUGGGCUGCCAUUGGCUGACUGACGCAGACAGGUUACAUUCCCUGAGAGCGGCUCUGUAUCUGCGGCAGCGGAGACCCGGAGCGGAAUCGGACUGACACCCGGAGCGGAGCACCGGCAUCCCGCAAGUGGACGUUGCCCAAACUGCGAAUUCCCAGCAACUUCAGAUCUGGAUCCACGUUUACAUCACCUGCAGAGCUUUGAUGUGAGUUGCACGUGGAGGCAAUUUCACUCUGUAGCUGAGCCAGACUGCCCCUGCCAUCAGCAGCUCGUGCCUUUGUCCCCUGCCUGUCGUCAGACUGCUCCAGCCCGAGCGGGAACUCGCAGACUGUUGAGAUACCUGAACAAGUAUGUACCUGUGGCAGGAUCGGCACAGCCUCUGCCUAGCCUGUGGGCUGGUGGUCCUGCUGGGGGCCGUGGGAGUGCAGGGGAACGCUACCGUGUUGCCUGCCGCCUUUCUUCACGACCUGCUGGAUCGCUACGGCGACAACGGGGAGAUGCUUCUACACCAGCUAAAGGCUCUCAUGAACCGGUUGGACGUGGGCGUCGGGACCACCAAGAUGGAGAGCGCUACGGGCAACGCCAGUCUCACCAAGUGCUUCUCAUCUUCGGAGAUCUUUGCGGCGCACAACCUGACCAACAGCAGCCGGAUCGACGGUGCCACUUUCACCCACAUCUGCCCCACCAUCCUACAGCAGUUAGAGAGCAGAGCCUGUGAGCUGGAAAACCAGGAGGACGAGGAAGACGAGGAGACGGGAGGAGUGAAACCCACCACCACUGAAGUCUGGGGCCUGGGCUUCAUCAGCGUGUCGGUGAUAAACGUCAGCUCACUGCUUGGAGCCACCGUCACCCUCUGCCAGGGGAAGCGUUUCUUCCACAGGAUCCUCACCUACCUCGUUGCCCUGGCUAUCGGCACCCUGACGUCCACCACCAUCCUGCAGAUGAUUCCAGAGGCGUUCGGAUUUGACCCCAAGAAGCCGGACUACGUGUCGAAAUCAGUGGUGCUCUUCGGAGGAUUCUACCUGUUCUUUUUCACGGAGAAGAUCCUGAAGAUGAUUCUGAGACCCAAGCAGAAGGGCCUGGGGAAGGGUCACAGCCACUGCCGCCCGGAGCAGAUGGUCAGCAGGCGAGACCAGGAGGACGGAGUGAUGGAGAAACUGCAGAAUGGAGAGGUGCACCUGAUGCCAUGUGGCCACAGUGAGGAGAGCGAACGACAGAGCCUGGCGGAUGGGGUGCCGGUGGUCUCGAGGACACUGUCUGCGCAGGAGCUGCAGUAUGGGAACUGUUACUGGUUGAAGGGGAGCCGGUACUCGGACAUUGGCACGCUGGCCUGGAUGAUCACCCUCAGUGACGGGCUGCACAACUUCAUCGACGGCCUGGCCAUCGGCGCCUCCUUCACCGUCUCCGUCUUCCAGGGCAUCAGCACCUCUGUCGCGAUCUUGUGCGAGGAGUUUCCCCACGAGCUCGGGGACUUUGUGAUCCUGCUGAACGCAGGGAUGAGCCUACAGCAGGCCCUGUUCUUUAACUUCCUCUCGGCCUGCUGCUGCUACAUCGGCCUGGCCUUCGGCAUCGUGGCCGGCAGCCACUUCUCUCCCAACUGGAUCUUCGCACUGGCCGGCGGCAUGUUCCUCUACAUCGCCCUGGCAGACAUGUUUCCUGAGAUGAACGAAGUCAGCAAAGGAGAGGAUGGAGAGGAGUCCACCUCGCUGGUUGUGUUUGUGAUACAGAACGCCGGGCUGCUCACCGGCUUUUCCAUAAUGCUGGUGCUCACCAUGUACUCAGGAUCCAUUCAGAUUGGCUAAGUGACUGACAGCCCCUCGAGGGGCUCACUCGGAGCAGGACUCCAAGCACAGAGAAGACUACUAUUGAGACCCCGGCUGCCCAACACUGCCACGACCCAGGUGGCUUCACAUUCGGACGACAGCUCUUUGCGAAUACUAUCAUUGUGCCGGUUAGGAACAAACUCAUUCCAACUUGCUGACAACACCACAGGUCGACAAGGUGGAGGUUUCCCAAACGAUAAUCUGCAUUUCCAUGUCCAAGCAAGCAUUCCAGCCUAUGACUGGUGAAGUUCAUACACACUCAAUAUAAGCACAAUAGGGGUAGAGGCUUGGGGGGCAGUGGUUAGAGAUGAUUGUGGCUUCUAGUUUACACAGCCUUGCCUUGUCUUCAGCGUGUCCCCGUUUCUGACCUUACCAUGGGUCUUUUCAGUCCAGCUGCUGCUGGGUUUCUCCACGUGGUCAUGGAGGAAGCGACAGGAAGAGGAGUUUCAGUCAGUCCUGGUCCUUCUCGGGCUUACAAAUCUGCCCCUGGACCAGGAGCUGCUCACCAAAUGUCCACCAUUGGGCCGGACCCUGGGAGCGUGAGUAGGAGUGGCAGCUGGAGAGAGUGGAUGUGCAAAGGGCGAUUCCAAUUCAUUUAUUUACCACAAAUACAUCGCAACAUGUGGUGAACUAGGCCGUUUGCGUUAGCAACACAAGCUGGUGGGCAGCCACAAGGGUUGCUGCACGUUCCUGCACCGACAUAUCAGGCCCUCAGUAUCCAGCAGCACAACACAGAACACAACGAGCCACAAAAGAACAUCAAAACGAACUCCUGUUCUCUCUCCCUCUCACCCACACGAACACCUCUAACCUCUCAACCUCGGGCCUCCAGCCUCCAGUGGGCUCACAUGCUCACGGACAUUAGGCCCCUGAAUUUCCCACGGGGCCUCCACUUCCAGCCUUCUGAUCGUCCUUCAGGCUUCAUUCUUCGGUUUCAAACCCGGCACUCGCCGUUAACAGUCUUUGGGUAUUCAUGAGGGGCAGCGAGGGUAUUAAUGGGGGGGGCGGGGGGGAAACAGCUUUUCUCAGAGUACAGAAGAAUGGGAGGACCUAGAAGUGUUUGAAGUACAAGAUGGCUACAGGGGGAGAUUCAGGAAAGCUGCACUGCAGAGAGAGGAGUGGACGUGUUUGGAGGGGUGGGUUGAGGAGUGUAGAUGGUGAGACCGUUCCUCAUCCUGAUCUCGGUCUGGGAUUGGUGAUGAGGUGGUUGAUAGUUGGUGUUCUUCCCUCAUCCUUCUCUCUCCUCCCUCACUCCUCUACCCCCUUUGUCCCUCGCUCGUUCCUCCCCUACCCCCUUUUUCCUCCCUGUGCAUCCUUCCUUCACUUCCCCUACCUCUCACUCCUCUCCUACCCUCCCUCGAUCCUCCCCUACUCGCCACUCCUCUGUCAUCCCUCCCCCACACUUAUCCCUUUCAUCCCCCACUCCUUUCCAGUCCCUCCCUCCCUCCUCCCCACCUCUCCUUGACCCCCCACCCCUUUCCCUUUACAUUAGAUGUGAUUGUGUCUGUUCUGUAUUUUCUGGGUCAGAGGGAGCCAGUGUCUGGUUGUUUAUACAACAAAUCCAUAACCACACCCCCCACCCACCUCCUUCCAUUGGUCUCUACACCUCCUUUGUCAGGGCAUCAAAGGUUAAAGAGAGAAGGCAGGGGAAUGGAGUUGAGUGGGAAAAUAAAUCAGCCAUGAUGAAAUAGUGGAGCAGGUUCAAUGGGCUGAAUGGCCUAAUUCUGCUCCUACAUCUCGUGGUUUAAAAGCCACUCACUGUGUGGAAAAGUUUUGCCCCAUGUCACAGAGUCACUUUUGGAUCUCUUGCUGACUGCCUUCAUCCAUCGUGCUCGGUGAUGCUCACUACAAGUCUCUGUCCACACGACUUGGUCUUUUCAGGAUUUUGCAUCCCUCUGUCAGAACCCCCCCGACCCUCCUCAGUCUUCUUGUUCCCCCCCACCCACCCCCCAAGGCCACCUUAGCUCCUCCGGACUAUCCACAUAAUCACAGUUCCCUCAUCGCUGGAAUCAGUUUUGAAAAAGGAUUUUCAGCCUGAAAGGUUAACUCUGUCUAUCCACAGAUGAUGUGUGUGCAGCUGGCAUUUCCUGCCCCCCUGGAGGCGGGACAGCGCCACUGUAGCUGGGAGGCCGCCAUUACAGUGUGACGUUUACAUAGCCGGGUUUCAUCAGUAAAGCAGCAUGGGUUAUUGGAAAGUGACGGUAGAAUGCACCUUUAAAUGAAUGAUGGCAUCACUGGCACAUCCAAUCCUUCUCUCUGACUCACUCACUCCGCAUCUUGCAGACCACAGCUCCUUGGCCGCAGGAGUUGGUGCGAAUGUCUCGGACUGGUGCAUCCCUAUUGUCUUCCAGGGGCUCAGUCACUGUGGAAAGCAGUGUGUGCUCUGGGGAGCUCUGCACGCAAGCCAUUGAGGUUAAGGUAUCGAUUAGCUUUAUUUAUCACGUGUACAUCAAAACAGACAGAGAAAUGCAUUUGUAUUUGUCAACAACCGACAUAAUCCAAAGAUGCACUGGGGGGGGCAGCCCGCAAGUGUCGUCACGCUUCCGCCACCAAAGAGCACACCAACAUCUCACUUUCCCUUCCCGUGCAUCCUUGGAAUGUGGGCGGAAACUCGUGCACUCGGAGGAAGGCUAUGCAGUGAUGGGGAGGACAUACAAACAUCCUGCAGGCAACGGCAGGAAUUGAACCUCAGUCACCCGGCACCACAAGAGCAUUUCGCUACCAUGCCCCCUCCUAGUAGUGAUGCAACGACUUGCAGAGAGACACCAGCCAUUGCAACGUAUUUACAUGUUGUUCUUUGUUGUAGUUGAUAGUCCAAAUGUGCAGGGUAGUGAUAUUUGAUUCAAAGAUGUCAGGGUCUAUUGUGCAAUAUAUUUGCUAUAAAGAACUGUUGCUGGGUGUAAGUCUUGUAAAGAGAUUGCACAACCUCCUGUCUGCGGAGAGUGCAAGAGGGUAUGAGACAUUACGUACAGAAGGUGUGGGCUAUAUUGUUGGCUGAGCCCGAGGGUGGUGGGUGUGAUAUUACAGUGUGUUUGGCAGUGGGUGUAUACAGGUGGUGUGAGGUAAAGGUUUUCUGCUUUUCCGUGAUGGUUUAAACCAAAAGCUGGUUGAUCUUUGUCCAGUCCCUAUAUCUGAAACCCGGUGCAAAGAUUUCCACGGUCCAUCGGCCUGAACGAAACUCGGCUGAAGGUGUGGACUUCCCGGUUGUAUCCCCAUUAAAGAUUAGCUUUAUCUGUAACACGUACGUCGAAACACUCAGUGGAAUGUAUCGUUUGCAACAACAAUCAACAGAACCUGAGGAUGCCCGCAAGUGUCACCACACUUCCAGCACCAACGUAACAUGCCCAUGACUUCCUACGCCUUUCUUGCACAUCUCUGGAAUGUGGGAGCAAGGCUGGCAGACAGCGUUGGGAAUUGAACCCGGGACGUUGGCGCUGUGAUAGUGUUACGCUACAGUACUGACCUGUUAACCAUCAGUCUGAGGACGGGAAGUCCGACAGGGAUUAACCAGCUUUGACCCAGCUAUACGGUUGUAGUGAAAUAUCUCAGUGAAGCCAACAAGUAUUACAACAAUGUGCUAGAUGCUGAUGGUGUGAUUUUUAAAGUAAUUUAUCAAAAGCUAUUUAUCACUUUUCUGAAACACUAGUUCCAGGGUCUGUGGGAUUCAAACCCAGUGCCAGUGAAGAGGUGUGUGUCUGGCUGGGGUGUUGGUAGGAGGGCCUCUGAUCCAACAGGGGAGGAUUUCCAGGACACUUCCCUCCCAUGGUCUGAGUCGACGUUCCCUCCCUCCUCUCCCCCCUCCCUGCUUGUCGCAGGAGGUUUGACGGAAUUCCCCGACCCUGGGCCUCAGUCACUUGGCACUUGGGAUGAACCCAUCUUCUGAAAGUCAGUCUGAAAGCUCGACCCAGUCGGCUGUAAGAACCUUGAGUCUGAUUACAGGGAUUCUUUGUGUUAUAGUGUGUGUUGUGCGUUCUGAACGACAGACCAAAUUACUACACACCACGCUGGCGAUGGAGUGGGUAUUAGAAUAUGCACUGUAGAAUGCUAGGGUAGAAAUUUAAAUAAAGUUCAGCUGAAUUCUGACUGAAGUCUUUGAAUUGUGGACCCCGAAUGCUCAAAUGGAAGCAAUUUGGCCUGAGAGACCUGUGUCUGCUCUCCCAUUGUUUUUCCACAGCUCUGCAGUUUUCCCCUUUCUGAGAAUUUCUCCAAAUUGCUGUGAGUUCCGCUUUGAGCUCACUUUCUGCAGCCGCCGUUCUUCUCACCUCGUGUGCCAGCAUGUAAGCACCAGAAACUCUGGCAGACUCCGAAAGGUGCGCAGUGGAGAAUAUCCUGACUGAUUGCAAUAGGGCCUAGUACGGAAACAUCAAUGGCCAGGAAUGGAAACGCCUACAGAAAGUAAUGGACGCAGCCCAGUCCGUCAGGGACAAAGCUCUCCCCACUGUGGAGCGCUGCCACAAGAAAGCAUCAUGUAUGUUCAAACAUCCACCCGUUCUACCCUGGGUAGGCCCAAAACGUCGGCUGUGUACUGUCACUCCUCCACAGCGGCAGAGUUCCUAACGACAAUUCAGUGUUUGCUGCUGGAAGGACCAGGCCCUGCUCUGAUCCUCCUACAGCUCUAAGGAUUUCAGCCUGAACUAGUGUGUGAAUCACCGAGCCUGGCUGUGUCCUCUCUCUGCAGCCCACUGGGGUAGGCCCACAGACAUCCCCCCUCUCCCGGAAGUUCCGGGAGUCUCCCGCAUAUGAACAGUGGCUCCCUGAUGCCCGCAAAUUAUAUACAAUAUCACGGAAAUCAAUUUUUUUGAGAGCGAGCGAGAGCGACCACGAGAGAGAGAGAGUGUGCCAUGGCAGAGUGUCCCAAAAAAGGAAAAUAUAAAACAUACAUCACCCCAGACUACACUAAAGUGUACCCCUGCCUAAUAGGGGUCAAAAAUAAUGACAGUGUUGCUCGCUGCGCUGUUUGCAACAGUGACUUUUCUAUUGCCCAUGGUGGGUUAAGACUGUAAAAGACAUGUUGAGGUGAGUUUAACAGGUGUCAUUCGUUCAUUAGCAUAGCUAACGUUAUUUAAACUAGCUGGCCAGCUGCUAAGGAGCUACUCUAUUGCAGACAUCCCACCUCUCCCGGAAGUCUCCUGCAAAUUGAUGGAGCUGUCUCCCUGAAAUGAGUUUUUGCAGGGUGGGAUGUCUGGGCCCAUGCAUCAGAGCAGUGCUACUGGGUGGUAAGUGAAAGAUGAACAUCACAAACCUGAGAGAGAAAAUAAGACAGAACAUGCUGCAAAUGCCCUGCAGGUCAGGAAGCAGCUGUGCAGAGAAAAGCAGUAGAAGACCACAAAACGACAAACAAAAUGCAGGCCAGGCAGCAUCUAUGGAAAAGAGUAAACAGUCAACAUUUUGGGCCAAGACCCUUCAUCAAGGCUGGAAAAAAGGAUGUGGA